AUGGUGACGGCACAAUACACGGGAAUAACGUCUGUGGACACAUUGUUUGAUAUUCUUGAAUCAAAGACGCCCACUAAGUCAGAUCUUCGCGAGGCAAGUUUAAAGAACGAUUCUGCGUCUGCAAAACUAUUUAUUCGACAAGUUGACGCCUUUAUACGCUUCGUUCUAGGAGUGGACCCGAAGACAAAUAAGCCAUCACUGAGUGGCGGAUUGCUUGGUGAUGUUCAGGCUUACUUUGGUAUGGUAGAGACCCAAGGACGGGGUACUCUGCACAUCCACUUUCUCGUGUGGUUGACGCGCUGUCCUCCAAAUUCAGCGGCAAUCGAUAGCAUAUUAAAAAGCGAGGAUGGCGAUAGGUUUUGCGCAUCGGUUGCGUCGUAUGCAGAUAGUAUUGUGCGGAAUGAGCUACCGAUUCGUCUGGACGGCAAGAGCUAG
Messenger RNA from Phytophthora nicotianae INRA-310, 435 nucleotides. RefSeq lists its product as hypothetical. Lineage: Eukaryota; Oomycota; Peronosporomycetes; Peronosporales; Peronosporaceae. The record is from RefSeq and is a predicted model, not a curated record. The transcript has 2 exons. The coding region runs from base 1 to 435 and encodes 144 amino acids.